GCCACGGUGCCACCUUCCACUCCUAGAGAGAGACACCGGAACCCUCUCUCUAGACACACUGUCCUUAUUUAGAGAGGAACAGGUCUCUCUUUCAGUUUCUCUCUCUAAACUUCACUCUCUCUCUCUCCUUUGUCCCAUCUCCGUCUGUCCGAAGCAACCAAACUCGCCGGAAAAUUCAUCUUCCGGCGAAAACAAUGCAAUUGAAAUCAGAAAUUUUCAAAUUGUUUUGAUAACGAAUCAGCUGAUCUCUUGAUAACUAUAUAUACAAUUUGACGCAUAUAUAUAAAUAUAUAUAUAUGCUUCUCUGUCUAAAAUGUCAGUAUACGACGCAGCGUUCGUGAACAGCGAGCUCUCCAAGCCAACAUCAAUCUUCGGGCUCAAACUAUGGGUGGUGAUCGGGAUAUUCGUUGGAGCAAUCAUCGUUCUCAUUCUCUUCCUCCUCUCUCUGUGCAUCACCUCUCGCCGCCGCAAAUCCCCCAAGCUCCACCGACCGAUGAAGGUCAAAGGCGGAGGCGGCGAACUCACUCCGGUGGUAUCUAAGGAAAUCCAGGAGAUCGUGCACGACGCCGCACCGGAUCACCGCCCGCUGGUUCCUCAGGCGGUGCCGGAGAUCCAGAUCGACAUAGGUAAGGCCGAGCACAGAGUGGUGUUCUCUGAUCGGCCGUCGAGUGGGGAGAGCAGGUCCACUAGUGCGACGGAUACGGCGUCGUUCGGCGGAGGUGGAAUGCCGGAGGUGUCGCAUCUAGGGUGGGGAAGGUGGUACACGUUGAGAGAGCUUGAGGCCGCUACCAACGGUUUAUCUGAUGAAAAUGUGAUCGGUGAAGGUGGUUAUGGUAUUGUGUAUCAGGGUAUAUUGGCGGAUAAUACUCGAGUGGCGGUGAAGAAUUUGCUGAAUAACAGGGGUCAGGCUGAGAAGGAGUUUAAAGUAGAGGUGGAAGUAAUUGGGCGUGUAAGACACAAAAACCUUGUCAGGUUGUUAGGAUACUGUGUGGAAGGGGCUUACAGGAUGCUUGUGUACGAGUAUGUGGACAAUGGAAACUUGGACCAAUGGCUUCAUGGAGAUGUUGGGGAAGUCAGCCCUCUAACUUGGGAUAUUCGAAUGAACGUUAUAUUGGGAACAGCAAAAGGAUUGGCCUAUCUUCAUGAAGGCCUUGAACCUAAGGUUGUUCAUCGUGACGUAAAAUCUAGCAACAUACUUCUGGAUCAACAGUGGAAUCCCAAGGUGUCUGACUUCGGGCUUGCUAAGCUCUUAUAUUCUGAGAGGAGUUAUGUGACUACUCGUGUAAUGGGAACAUUUGGCUAUGUUGCACCAGAAUAUGCUUGCACUGGUAUGUUGAACGAGAAGAGUGAUGUUUAUAGCUUUGGAAUACUUAUAAUGGAAAUAAUUUCUGGGAGAAACCCUGUUGAUUACAGCCGACCACAGGGAGAGGUGAAUUUGGUGGAUUGGUUGAAGACAAUGGUAGGAAAUCGAAAAUCUGAGGAAGUGGUGGAUCCUAAGUUGCCGGAGAUGCCUGCUUCAAAAGCGCUGAAACGAGUCCUUCUGGUUGCUCUUAGAUGUGUAGAUCCUGAUGCACUAAAGAGGCCCAAAAUGGGACAUGUUAUCCACAUGCUUGAGGCAGAUGACUUGCUAUUUCGUGAUGAACGGAAAAUUGGUAGAGAACCUUCCCUUCCCCAUCGUGAUCAUAAAGAAGUGAGUCACGCCCUAACAAAAUUAGGUGAUAAACAGUUUGGUGAAGGGACUUCUGACAUCAGUGAAGGUGAAAAUGGUAGAAACCAAAAUCAGCAAACUAGGUGGAGAUAACACCAUGGGUGGACUAUAAUGGUUCGAGUUGCUCCUAAUUUUUGAAGCUCAAUUACUCUUAUAUAUAUAUAUAUAUAUAUAUAUAUAUAUGUUUUCUUCUUAUUAGUUUCCGGUGUUUUGCUGCACUGCCAAUUCCUAAUUUGUGAUAUUUUGCAUUUCUUUUAUGCUUAGUUUACAUAGUUGGGAUGCAUUUGUAUAAUUCAAAGAAUCAACUCACCAUUCUUAUAGAAAUUAUAAAUCAUUGAUUGAUAUUGAUUUGAUUU
Cornus florida is the source of this 2064-nucleotide messenger RNA. Its product is annotated as probable serine/threonine-protein kinase At1g01540. The coding region runs from base 314 to 1801 and encodes 495 amino acids. Gene Ontology annotation, molecular function: ATP binding; protein kinase activity. NCBI's taxonomy places the organism in Eukaryota, Viridiplantae, Streptophyta, Magnoliopsida, Cornales, Cornaceae. The record is from RefSeq and is a predicted model, not a curated record. Gene Ontology annotation, biological process: protein phosphorylation. The transcript has 7 exons.